AUGGACGAGAAUGUCGGCCCGCAGCGCGAGGGCUCGCACGCCGCGCUCUCGGCCUCGGCGGCCUCGCACCUCAUGACCAGCUUCGCCAUGUACGAGCCCAUCUCGCGAUCCACCUCGCCCGGCAUCCCCUACACCAAGUCGGACGAGGACGACAAGAAGCGAUACCGCCCCCGGACGUUUGCCUACUUCUCCCAGCUGCCCUUCGAGGUCGAGGAGGAGGCCCAGCGCGACGCCGCCCUCCACGGCAUCCUCAAGCAGCUGUACAUUGCCAUUCGCGCCGAGGACUUUUCGCCCGGCGCCCUGCAUUGGACUAGGGAGCUCCAGGCAUGGCUGAACCUCAAGUUUGAGAUGACGAGGGAGCUGCGCGCGACCCUGGCCAAGCUGUUCUACUCGCUGGCGCUGUCCCCCGGCUUGGAUGCGACGGCUGCGGACCGCUUCCUGCGCAUGGUCCUGAUGCUCACUCGCAAGAACCACUACCUGAAGCCCGGCGAGGAUCUCACGCUCGACUGGCGACCACUGUGGCACGAGGUCAAGGCGUGGGUGUUGCCCUCGGAGGGCCCGGCUCACCAGAGCAACCGAAGGCGCGCCGCCAAGCAGCUCCUCAAGCUUUGCACGCACGCCCAUAUAUAUUUCGACCCCAAGGAACGGCCGGCGAUCCUCGAGGAGCUGCUGCCGUUCUUCGGAACCAAUGAGCUGCCCAAUGCCUUCAUCGUCAUCGGCGCUCUGAACGCCUUGCUCCCGAGCCAUCCCGCUCCUCCGAGCGAGCCUGAGGCGCAGCCGCAGCACUUUUUCCCGACCCUCUUCCACCUGUGGUCUCUGAUGAACCGGUCCAAGGUCGUCGAUAUGUUCUUCAUGGACCUUUUCUCACGCAUGACUAGGGACCAUAUUCACUCGGAUCACGUCCCAUUCGCCGAGCAUGGCAUCUUCACCAAGGAGCAAUCAGACCUCGUCUUUACCGCGAUGCUCCGCCUGACCCAGAUCCCCGUCGGACAGGCCAACUCUCCUUACACGCCCGUCGACUAUCUGUCUGGCGCAGGAGUCUACUUGGAAAAGGACAAGAAGAAGUAUCCGGUUGCCUAUAUGAUGGCGCGGCUCAUCAUCAGCUCUCUAUCUCCUACAUGCCUCGAGCACGAGUCGUCCACAAUGGCCAGCCUGGAAGCUCUGAUUGAGUCCAUUGAUACGUUCUUCCAUCCGUCCAACCAGGGGGGCUGGACGACCAUGCUGGGACAGCUUGUCCUGUAUUUGACGGACGGGUUCGUUUCGCGUUGGAAUCGGGAGCAGAGUGGAGAGCUGGACAUCCCGGAUAACCGCAAGAUCACGCCCGCUCUGAAGAAGCGUUUCGUCAUGUCGCUCAAGGAGGUGACGUUCAUGGGUCUGUUCUCCAAGAGUAGCAGGGUAUCGCAUUGCUACUACAAUGCUCUCCAAGGUCUUGCUUACCUCGAGCCGGACCUGAUACUUCCGGGAGCGCUCCAGCGCUUUUAUCCGAGUCUGCAGGGUCUCGUCGAGGUGCACCGAACGACGUCGAGUCUGAACAGUUUGCAGAUGAUUGCAAAUGUCAUGUGUAAGCUCAAGGGCUACCGAUGCCACAUCACCGCGCUCCUCGCGCUCGCGCUGCCCGGAAUCGAUGCCAACGACUUAAACAAGACACAGUACACCCUCAACUUCAUUCAGAGCGUGGCGUACAGCAUACCAUUUGUGCCAUUGACAACCGAGGACAGCCAUAUCCACGACACUCAGCUGGCCAUGCAGUGGGUGCAGGCCGAGAUGGAUCGCAUGGAGCGCGACGGCCAGAACGUCCAGAUCGACUACAACACCGAACUAAGCGACGAAGACGAAGCAAACAUCCUCAGAUCGUCGACCGCGGGAUUUGGAGAGUUCAUCCUGACGCUGCUUGGCAAGGUCUUUACUUUGUUGGAGAACCUGCCUGACGCUAACCAGGUCCGCGGAGGAACACCAGAGGAUAACGUCAUCAACGCCCUGCCCGCCGCGCUGUCCCCCUUGUUCGCCUCCUUGUCCCCAGAGCUGUUCGAUAUGGCGCUGGAAAAGAUUGCGACGUUUGUCUCGAGCCAUGUAGUUCAUCAGGCCCGCGAUGCCAUGGCGUGGAUCCUCAAUGCGCUCUGCAAAGUCAACCCCGAAAAGACGCUCAAGGUUUUUGUGCCCAUGCUCGUCGUCAACAUCCGCAACGAGAUUGACUACAACAAUGCGGCGUCGGAUCGCACCACUGGCACGGACUACUUGCCGCGCGAUCGCGCGCUUGUGUGGCACAUCAGCAUGCUGGCCAUGGCCGUGGUUCACGUCGGCAGGGAGGUGCUCACGUACAAGGAUGAGCUGCUGGGCAUCGCCGAAUACAUGCAGGAAAAGUGCCGUGGGCUGCCGACAAUCCUCGUGUCCAACUACAUCCACCAUCUCCUUCUCAACCUGACGCAUACGUACCCCAUCGACCAUGGACUGUACGAGCCCGACGUCAUCAAGAGGGGUCUCGAUGUUGAGGACUGGGGAAAGACGACCUCGCCGGCGGAUCUCACUAUUCGAUGGCACCAACCGUCGCCUCCGGAGAUCGAGUUCGCGGUGGAGCUUUUUGCGUCUCAGGUCACGUCCGCCGCAGAGCAACUGGAGCUCCUCAUGAGCGACAACCCCCCUGUGAGCCGAGACGGCAAGAACAAGGCGUGGUCAGACGAGGUGUCUAGACUGAUGCAGCAGAUCCGUCUAGUCAUCGCGGGCAUGGCCACCAUGUUCGACCCGAAGCGCGCGUCUGGCGACAACGUCGGAGACACUGGCGACACCGACAGCGUCGACGCCGACGGAGACGAGGACAUGAUGGUGGACGACGACGACGCCCUGGGCGAGGGUGCUGAGGACGAGGAACUUCGACCCCAGUUCCGGUACAAGGCUGGCUACAUACUCAAGGCAGACGACCCGGCAUACGACCGUGUCCACGAGCUGCGCGACGAGCUGGGCCAUCUCCUCACAAAGGCGCACGCGUUCCUCAACGAAAAGCAGGAGGACGAUGUCAACUGCUUCACGGCGCUGUGCUCGGCUUAUCGAACCUGGAUUACGGACGUCGGCAUCGAGCGCUCUGCACACUCCCUGGAAAGGCAUGUGAGACUCUACAAGGCAGAUAUCGCCGCCUUCAAGAUCAAGGGCCUUCGGAAGGUCUACCCGCGGCCGCUGCUGAUCAAGCGCGCCGAGGCCUAUCACAUGCUCCGCAUGAAGCACAACGCUGCGGCCAGGCACAAGAGCGAGCUGGACAAGCGCCUGCUGCUAGAUCUGGCGCAUUCUUGUCUUUCCCUCUACGCGGACGUCCGCCGGGUGGCGCAGAGCGCCCAAGACUCGUCGCUCAAGGCCCUUAUUGGGGGGAAGCCUGUGGUCAUUCCAGUGGUGCUCGAGAGCCUGCGCAAUGCGCUCCAGGCAAACGAGCACGACCGCAUCAAGGGCGGCAUGUACACGCUGCUCUUCACUUCGCUUCAGAGAACUAUCCUGAAGGACUGGCGUUUCGCGCCCGAGGCGAUGCGCCUCUACAUCGAGACGGCCGCCAUCGACAAGCCGUCUAUCCAGAACUUGGGCUCCUCGGCGUUGUACGCAAUGUUCGAGUUUGGUAAGCCGCUCGAGCGCGCGAUACUGGUCAACGAUGCCCUGGUCGACACAAUCAAGCCGACGGAGGCGGUGUCGGAUGCCAUUGAGACGAGGCACCAGUUCAUUCUGCAGAGGCGGAAGAGGGUCGAAGACGCCAAGGCGUCGCUGGGACUCGAACUGACCACGCGGGCGCAGGGCGCGCACUGGAAGAUUGCCACGCGGUGCGCCAUCUUCGCGACUAAUCUCUGCCUGCGCUUUGAAGACGUUGCACCGAGCGAGUUUGUCGACCUCGUAGCGCGGGGCACAAACGACCCGCAUCCGGGACUGAGAGGCUAUUACCUCAACUCGUUCACUGCGCUCUUCACGGUCAUCGAUAUGCGCGCGCUGUACGGCCACGACUACACCAACUACCUCAUGGAGAAGGAAAUGGGUGACAGGAACAGACUCGAGAUCCCCGUCGAGAAGGGCGAUGCCGCGUUCACGGAAAAGUUCCUGGAUGCGUUCAAGGAACCCGAGAAGGCCGAGUACAUGGUGGACUUUGACCACCCCGGCUGGCUCGUCUGGGGCAAGAAGUUCACUGCCUUCCGAGCGCGGCCCGUGCCGUUUGACAUUUACGACGAGCUCGAGAACCGUGUCCGGGAGCAGAUUGGCAAGAUCCUGACCAAAGAAUGGGUCUCGCAGUGCUUCGAUUACUUUAAGCAGGAGCCGCGAGACCAGUCGACCGAUAGGUUCCGGAUGAGCUACGUGUACCUGCUCAUGCACGUGUUCGACCUGAUGCACUACGGCAAGACGGCGGUCACCCUGGACGACGUCAAGGAGCUGACCAAGGAGGUCUACGGUGACGGUAGCGAUAAGCACCAGCAUCGGGCCACCUCGGAGAUCUUGGGAGCGCUGCUGGCAGGCUCCAGCGACGACCCGGUCGAGGUGCGCAACCGCGUGUGGGAGUUUGCGGCGCCGAUGAUGCUCAAGAUCUUUACCGAAGACUUGACGCCUGAGAACCUGCAGUACUGGCUCACCUGCCUGCACGUCAUUCUCGACGCCAAAGACCCGCGGAGGUCGCAUGAGAUUGUUGAGCGGCUCGAAUCGUUCCGGCUCGACAUGUCGUCCAACGCGGCCUUUAAAGAGUCGUCCAAGGUGCAGCUGAUAGAGUUCAUUGUCGCGGACGGCGGAUGGCACUUCCGCGGCACGAAACCCAUACUCGAUCAUUUUGUCGAGCACAUCGACCACCCGUAUAAAGCAGUUCGGGAGGCCAUUGGCCGAUUGCUGUCGGCGAUCGAGAAGUCGCGUUACCACGAGUCGUUUGAGAGCGUGCCGAAGAUGCUGGAGCAGAACAAGCAGGCCUCCACGAUUGGCAUUCGGCCGUACCAGCCGUCGGAGGAGCUCACUGGCAUCAUCACGGGCAUCUUUGAGCGGCUGGAGAAGUGGCGGCACGAGCGGACACCGGGGCAGCAGGAGCAAUCUUCGUACACGGCGGGCUCCAAGACGGUGCUUAUGUGGCUCGACUGCACGCUCUCGUCGCACGAGUGCACGGAGCUGGUGCCGUUCUUCGCGGCGCCCUUUAUGGAGCAGCUGCUGCACAUGAUGGACGUCAAGGAAGACCCGGAGCUCAUGAAGAUGGCGUACCACGUGUACCGCCACCUGCCGAACAUCCCGUUCCGCGACGGCGAGGACCGCAAGUUCAUUGACGAGCUCAUCAAGAUUGGGCGCACGGCGACGAGCUGGCACCAGAGGCUGCGCGCGCUGGUCAACAUGCAGGUCAUCUACUUCCGGCGCAUCUUCCUGACCAAGGCGCCGCAGCGCGACGCGCUCUUCACGGCCGUGUCGGACAUGCUGAGCGACCCGCAGCUCGAGGUGCGGUCGUGCGCGUCGACGACGCUGGCAGGCAUGAUCCGGUGCUCGCCGCACCAGAUCCGGGACCCCAUCAUCGCGCGGCUCAAGGUGCGGUUCGAGCAGGAGCUGCAGCAGAACCCGAUGCCGCGGAGGAACCGCAGCGCAGCUGGCACGGAGACGCCCGUGGACAUGCAGAAGCAGACCAACAGGCGCCACGCGGCGAUCCUGGGCCUAGGUGCCCUAAUCGAGGCGUUCCCGUACGCGACGCCGCCGCCCGAGUGGAUGCCCGAGGUGCUGGCGACGCUCGCGCGAAAGUCGUCUGGCGACCCGGGCAUGGUCGGCAAGGCGACCAAGGCCAUUCUGAGCGAGUUCAAGAAGACGAGACAGGACAGCUGGACCGUGGAUCAAAAGUACUUUACGCAGGAACAGCUCGAAGAUCUGGAGGGCGUGCUGUGGAAGAGCUACUUUGCCUGA
Molecule: messenger RNA, 5877 nt
Organism: Purpureocillium lilacinum
Lineage: Eukaryota; Fungi; Ascomycota; Sordariomycetes; Hypocreales; Ophiocordycipitaceae
Biological process (GO): proteasomal ubiquitin-independent protein catabolic process
Cellular component (GO): cytosol; nucleus
Molecular function (GO): proteasome binding; peptidase activator activity
Source: RefSeq, a predicted model, not a curated record